Knipowitschia caucasica is the source of this 576-nucleotide messenger RNA. The record is from the annotation of a GenBank genome assembly. NCBI's taxonomy places the organism in Eukaryota, Metazoa, Chordata, Actinopteri, Gobiiformes, Gobiidae.
AUGUGUGGUGUGAUGGGUGGUUGGAUGGAUGGAUGGUUGGAUGGAUGUGUGGUUGGAUGGAUGGUUGGAUGGUUGGAUGGAUGUGUGGUUGAAUGGAUGGGUGGGUGGGUGGGUGGUUGGAUGGAUGGGUGGUUGGAUGGAUGGUUGGAUGGAUGGGUGGUUGGAUGGAUGGAUGGAUGGAUGGUUGGAUGGAUGUGUGGUUGGAUGGGUGGUUGGAUGGAUGAGUGGUUGGAUGGAUGUGUGGUUGGAUGGAUGAGUGGUUGGAUGGAUGGGUGGUUGGAUGGAUGGAUGAAUGGAUGGUUGGAUGGAUGUGUGGUUGGAUGGAUGGGUGGGUGGUUGGAUGGAUUGUUGGUUGGAUGGAUGGUUGGAUGGAUGGGUGGUUGGAUGGAUGAGUGGUUGGAUGGAUGUGUGGUUGGAUGGAUGAGUGGUUGGAUGGAUGGGUGGAUGGUUGGAUGGAUGGUUGGAUGGAUGAGUGGUUGGAUGGAUGGGUGGUUGAAUGGAUGGAUGGAUGGAUGGAUGGUUGGAUGGACGUGUGGUUGGAUGGGUGGUUGGAUGGAUGGGUGGUGGGAUGGAUGA